AGCAGCCUCCGAGGCGGAAGCAGUACUGUCUGUCCAGGCCCGGCUCCGACUUGCCCUGGGUUUUCGCCCCGCCCACCUCAAUGUGGGUGAAAGUUCGUCUGUGCGGGCACUGAGGCAGGGGCAUCGGAGCUGGGCGGGCUAGCAACAGACUAGCACACUACUGCGCGGGCCAUGGCCGACGAGGCGAAACCUAUCAGUCCGCUCAAAAACCUGCUGGCUGGCGGCUUUGGCGGUGUGUGCCUGGUGUUUGUGGGGCACCCCCUGGACACAGUUAAGGUGCGGCUACAGACACAGCCCCCAUGUUCUCCUGGACAAGCUCCCAUGUAUUCUGGAACUCUUGACUGUUUCCAGAAGACUCUUGUUAAAGAGGGCAUCACAGGACUCUAUCGGGGCAUGGCUGCACCCAUCAUAGGGGUCACCCCCAUGUUCGCUGUGUGCUUCUUUGGAUUUGGUUUAGGGAAGAAACUGCAACAAAAAUCGCCAGAUGAUGUGCUCAGCUACCCCCAGCUCUUUGCAGCUGGAAUGUUAUCUGGAGUUUUCACCACAGGAAUCAUGACUCCUGGAGAACGGAUCAAGUGCUUAUUACAGAUCCAGGCCUCUUCAGGGGAGAUCAAAUACACUGGUACCUUGGACUGUGCCAAGAAGUUGUACCAGGAAUCAGGAAUCCGAGGCAUCUACAAGGGGACUGUGCUGACCCUUAUGCGAGAUGUCCCAGCCAGCGGGAUGUACUUCAUGACAUACGAGUGGCUGAAAAAUAUCUUAACUCCAGAAGGAAAGAGUGUCAGUGAGCUCAGUGUGCCUCGAAUCCUGGUGGCUGGGGGCAUUGCAGGAAUCUUCAAUUGGGCAGUUGCAAUUCCCCCAGAUGUGCUCAAGUCCCGCUUCCAGACUGCUCCACCUGGGAAAUAUCCUAAUGGUUUCAGAGAUGUGCUGCGAGAGCUGAUCCGAAAUGAAGGAGUCGCAUCCUUGUACAAGGGAUUCAAUGCAGUGAUGAUCCGCGCCUUCCCAGCCAAUGCAGCUUGCUUCCUUGGCUUUGAAGUUGCCAUGAAAUUCCUUAAUUGGGUUGCUCCCAACUUGUGAGGAUGAAGUGCAAGGUUCCAGAUACCGGAAACUGUGACAGAAGAGGAACAUGGGGCAGGACUAAAGUGUUCUGUAGGGUGGUGGGAUGGUAUGGUGGGAUCAGUACUCUGUGUGUGGAUGUGGUAAGACCAUUGCCUUAAUGACAUUCUCUACCGUGUAAAACUUUGGUGUGCUAUUUUCAAACUUGAAUUCACUCUUGUCAAUUUACAGAGCCUCAAAAGGAUUUGGAGAUGGAGUUAGUAGCUUCUAGAUCAGAUGCCACCUGUGGUCUGUGUGCCGCCAGUUGAUUGCUGAUGACUAUACCCAGCAUAGUUCUUGCUAAAGGAAGGAAUCUCUCACUGCAGAGACUAUGCAUAUUUUCCACCAGCUGGACAGAAAUUAGACUCUUGGAUCCCUAGCAUAGAAUACUAAUCAGAUUUCCAGGGUACCAUCUACCUCUGACUUAUACAUGGGGAUGUGGACUUGAAACCCACAUCUGUCUGCCCAGGUGGAUUGAGUAUGUGCAUCUAGAGGCAGAUAGGUUAUUAAAAAUCAGGUAAAAAUUUUUUAAUGCAUGAAAGUAAUAAAAAUGAAAACUUGAGUAGCCUAAUUUUCCAAGAGUAGGUGGAGAGCUUCCUCUCCUACACCAUAAGUUUUUACUCGAUCGUCCUAGCCUGCUGGGAUAAGUGAGAAAGCCCAGAGUGUAGGAAGGUUCUUUUUGCACAUUCUUUUCUCAUGAGAGUGCCCUAUUUUAACAGGAAACAAUAAAUAUUGUUUCUAAUUUUUG
Molecule: messenger RNA, 1843 nt
Organism: Sorex fumeus (smoky shrew)
Lineage: Eukaryota; Metazoa; Chordata; Mammalia; Eulipotyphla; Soricidae
Gene: SLC25A20
Product: solute carrier family 25 member 20
Exons: 9
Coding region: 172-1077 (301 amino acids)
Biological process (GO): positive regulation of neuron projection development; carnitine transmembrane transport; mitochondrial transport
Cellular component (GO): mitochondrial envelope
Molecular function (GO): low-density lipoprotein particle binding; O-acyl-L-carnitine transmembrane transporter activity
Source: RefSeq, a predicted model, not a curated record